This is a messenger RNA of Pseudophryne corroboree (corroboree frog), 1214 nucleotides long. RefSeq lists its product as uncharacterized. The transcript has 10 exons. Lineage: Eukaryota; Metazoa; Chordata; Amphibia; Anura; Myobatrachidae. The record is from RefSeq and is a predicted model, not a curated record. Bases 185 to 1042 code for a protein of 285 amino acids.
GGCUGGCUAGUGUGACAGUUGGCAGCAGUUGGAGCAGUCAUCUUAAGCGAGAGGACACAGAGGGGAGUGCUAAUGCAGCUCCCCCCCUGGAGAGACUAGAAGUUGAUUUGAACACACCCCACCUAGAUCUAACUCUCUCUGCACAUAUUACAUUUGCCCAGUGGUGAACCGCACUGUAAAUAUAAUGGCUAUAAAAAAACACAGAGUCGGGGUCUUCUCGAGAGACGGAGAGGACAAUUACCUCUGGCUGAUUAGCUUACUCCGGAGGCCGAUGUUUCGCAGUGUGGUGGAGGACGUGUUUUCUGUAUACAUAUCCGAUAAGUCCCCGGCCUUUCAGAGAGCUUUGACCAAAUGCACAUUCGCCAUCUUGUACCACACCGAGAGGAGGGGAAGACUGAACAUCACUAAUGUGACGGACUCUCUGUAUGACCAGCAACUGGAGGACCUGUCUACUCACCUGGGAAGAGAGAAUGUGGUGGUUCUGCUGGAUGACCUGAAUGACGGUAGUGAUAAUACCAGGAGACGGAUAUUACAGGACCAGCCGCUGGUUGACACAUGUGCCUGUGAGCUGGUUCUCAUUAGUGAGGUGGACAAGAAAUCCUCUGACAGUAAUGGUCGAGAUGUGAGAUGGAGUCAGGCUUCCGGCUCCCAACAGCUCCAGGACCAGGACAACUCGCUACACAAGAAAAUGCGCAAGGUCAUGGACAUUAUGUCACGAAGUCUGAAAAACACAGCAGAUGUAAGAUAUAGCGAUGAAACAGCCUCAGACUAUACGGAUGAAGGACAAGGCAGAGGUCGAUACAGUAUGAAAUCAACCAGUGUGUACAGCUCAGACCCAGAUCCACAGUUACUUCCUGCAUCGGAUUGGGACUCCAUUCCAGAUGCCAAAAAAAGUACUGAGGGACAGAAAGGACCUAAGAAAACUGGCAAAAAGCUAUUUGAAGGCAGCAAAAUCUCAGAUGCUAAUGUGUUCUGGAUAACCGGUGGUCUUAUUGUCAUUUUAACAAUUGUGUUUAUUGUUAUCCUCUGUCUUACGGUAUAAUUUAAUAUACUACAGUAAGUCUCCGCUGGUCGAUCUGAAAUGCCCCCUGGUUCCAGGGAUUGUAGCCAACAGUAUCCAUGCAGAAGGCUGAUGUUGUAUUUUCUUCUCUGUUGCUCCCUCUCAUACAUGUAUAUACGCCUAUGAUACGUCUUCUUGUCACACAGAAUAUUUG